This is a messenger RNA of Aplosporella prunicola CBS 121167, 2252 nucleotides long. RefSeq lists its product as uncharacterized. Lineage: Eukaryota; Fungi; Ascomycota; Dothideomycetes; Botryosphaeriales; Aplosporellaceae. Gene Ontology annotation, biological process: DNA-templated transcription; regulation of DNA-templated transcription. Gene Ontology annotation, molecular function: DNA binding; zinc ion binding; DNA-binding transcription factor activity, RNA polymerase II-specific. Bases 1 to 2109 code for a protein of 702 amino acids. Gene Ontology annotation, cellular component: nucleus. The record is from RefSeq and is a predicted model, not a curated record. The transcript has 9 exons.
AUGGCGCCCAGGGCGAGAGCAGAAGGUUGCUUGACCUGUAUCUCACGCAAGGUCAAGUGCGAUGGCCAUCCCGAUCAGUGCUUGCGUUGCAAAAAGCUGGCUCUUGAGUGCCAAUGGCGCAAUAAUGUGACGGGUGGUGCGGGUGCCACGAGAACGUCCAAAGCAAAGGCUGAUCGGCAUGUUACCCAAGCUGGACACAGGAGGCUUCGCGCACAAGCCGCUUGCGAGCGCUGUCGUCGGCGUAAACUCAAAUGUGAACCCAGUGGCGCUUCUUGUGUGGCUUGCGUCCGCAAAGAAAUACAGUGUGCAACCAGAUUCCCCUCCCCUGUGUCAGAGGAGCAUUUACAAAUCCCGCGUCAAGAUGAGGAAGCCUCUACCGCUGGGUACGACACCUCCGCAGGCAGCGAAAAUGCCUUUGGUACAGAGUCGGGUUCUGUCAAUAACUCGCCAUCAUCUGGAGUUGACCUGCCUUCCGGAGAAACCCUGACGGCUCUCGUUGAUUCCUAUUUCAAGCAUGUCCAUACAGUCUCUUGUAACUUUUUUCUCCAUUUCGGUGUAUUCUGCGAAGCCAUUGAGCAGAAAUGCGUGCCGAAGCUACUGCUUUUGGCCGUUUGCGCCGUUUCCGCUAGAUUUACUUCUUCUGCAGAGGCAGAUAAUGAAGGCCGGAGAUACUAUGCAGAAGCAAGGAGUUUGUUAGCAGAUUGCAUAGAUGACAUUUCUCCCAGCAACAUCGCUGCUCUUCAGUGUCUAAUUGUUUACGAGACGUGGGAGGGGAACUUUGAGGUGGUAUGGAACUUAGUUGGAAUCGCGACGCGGAUGGCUUCGCAACUUAACCGGGAUCUUUUUCUGUCUCCUCAAGCAGACGCGGAAGAUAUCGAAGAUCCUCGUAUUUUUAUCCGGCAGGAAAGUUACAGGCGUUUGAUGUGGUCGAUAUUCGUCAAUAGCGCAUUGCUCGGUGCCUCCAGCGGGAUUGAAGAGAAGCUGGUCGACAAGCUCCCAUUGCCCUGUAUUCCUUGGAAUUUCAUGCACGGCGUUCCAUGCUUGACUUCACAUCUCGAUGGUGGAGAAACCAAUGCAAAGCUGUUGCGCGUCACACAUCCUCGCGCGUACCUGAUCAAGAUAAUUGUGAUCUGGCAGAAGAUAAGAGGGUUCGUUUGUUCCUCAACGAACGCACCAGUCAGACAGCCGUACGAGCUCAUGGCCGAACUAAGAGCUCUAGAGGAGUCGCUCGCCGACUGGCAUACUAGUCUUGCUCGGACUUACGCGUUCGGAGUUCGGCAGAUCUACAGUUUUCGCGGCAGUCAGCAGCACGACACUUUCUUGAUGCUUCAUCUCUGGUACCACUACUGCCAGUGCGAGCUAUACGGAACCCCAAUACGUGCGCAGGAUAUGGCUCUUUCAGAACACCAGCUGGACCAUAUGCAGGCAUCGUUCCUUGCCGACUGCGCGGUGAAACGCCUUCACCAUGCUAAGGAAAUAUCGAAUAUGGUGAAGGAUAGACUCCGCGUGGCACCAAGCCCUGGGUCCCAUGACGUAUGGCUCAGUUUUGGCGUUCUAAGCUCAACUCAGGUCCUGGCGCUGCAAGGAAAGCAGCAGUCUCUGUCUGUGGCCGAGAGAGCGGAGGUUGCGUCAAUGUUGAAAGCCAAUCUUGAAGCUCUGGAGGCUUCAAAGAGGUUUUUUAAGUUGAGCCAAUUAAUAAAGUACAAAGAGUGUCUCCGGCUGAUACGUGAUGGCGGUUUCCAAGAGCUGGUCAGCCCACAAUUUGACGAUAACACAGAUAGACCAAGGAACAAGAUUGUGUCAAGUGCGUUGGAGUUGCAUAAGCUCUAUCCUUUCUUGGACAAAGCGAAUGUUUCAAGCGUGCCGAUAAAGGAUGCCCUGUUUGGUCCUGUAGCUGGAUCUGAGGCUCGUAGAGAUUCAUGUGAGGCCCCGAGCAUGCAAGCUAGGUCAGCAAUGGCUCCCGCCGUUGUACCUCCCGCACCGGGACAAGACGACCUGAAUUGGUUGUUGGGCUCGCCGCAAGCGUGGUUGAAUGAAUGGCCAAUCGAUAUUCCCGGUGGAGGAAGCAUUGCACUUCAUCAUGAUUAUGGCCUGGGGGUUAUGGAAUAAAUGGCAGUUAAGAAAUCGUAGCCAAACAAUUGCAUUUGGCAAUGGCGUAGAAAAACGGAAUGCGAAUGUAUUAUCAAGUCGACUUUUGAGGAGAAGGUAACAAAGCAAUGAAUGCACUAGAAAGUGCGUCCGAUUUUGGCUUC